CAAACACCCUAUAUGAAUAUCCACAAAAGAAGCGUCAACCAAUCUCCACACCACACUCCUCUCUCUCCUAUCCCACUUCCAUGGCCGCAACACCCUUCUCUCUCUCUUCCUCCGUCGACCUCCACCGCCUUCUCCGCCACCAACCACCCUUUCCCAAAACCCACUUCAUAAACUCCAACUUCUUCCCCAAAUCCACACCUCGUUUCAAUCUCACCCUCACUUGCUCCUCCCCCUCGUCCUCUUCCUCCUCAUCUUCUUCAACUCUCCAAGAAAACCCACUUCCCUCAGGCAAAUUCCUCUCAUACCCAGAUCUCCAAAAGCUCCAAUUCCUCCAAAGUUUCAAACUUUUCCACAAAUUACCAUCUGGGUCAAUGCUGUUAAUCCGUGUGAUGCAAGAGCAAGAAAUGGACAUGACAGUUGAGUUACUGGCUGAAUCUUUUGCAGAGUCUAUGAUGCUGCCUAAAGCUUAUGUCAAGCUCUUGGCUUUUCUGGUCAAACAGUACUUGAUUGAGAGGAGAACUCUUAUGCCUCAUGCUGCCACUUUGAUUGCCUUUCAUAGAAGAGAAGAUACUGAUGAUCAAGGGGAAGAUAUUCAAUUAGCAGGGACUGUGGAAGUAAGUUUUAAUAAGUUGGGGGCUAAUGGUUCACCUCCUACUCCCACCCCUCCAAAGGAUGCACCUUAUAUUUGUAAUAUGACAGUUAACAAGUCCCUAAGAAGGCAGGGCAUUGGUUGGCAACUUUUGAAGGCAAGUGAAGAACUUAUUUCUCAAAUGACUUCAGUUAGAGAGGUUUACUUGCACUGUCGAAUGAUUGAUUCAGCUCCAUUUAACAUGUAUUCAAAAGCAGGAUACUCUGUCUUCAAGACUGAUAGCAUCUUGAUCCUUUUAACAUUACAAAGACGUAAACAUUUAAUGUGUAAACAACUUCCUCCGGCAACAAAUAUCAUUUCAGAGACAAAUUCAUCGUACGACGAUGACAAGACAAAUUCAUUGUACGAUGAUGACAAAAAUCUUGCACCAACUGAUGCCUAAAAGUGUUGCUGAAGAGAUUCUUGAAGUUCUGUUCAUUCUGGUUUGAAGUCAUCUAUCAGAGUUGACUUUUAUUAAAAGUCAAUGCUCGAUCAUAUGAUGGCACUUCCAACCAUGAACCAUCCUUGGGUCAUAGGCAUGAGGUAUGAUGUCUAAAGCGCUAGUGUAUCAUAGUUUUUUUAGUUUUGUUUCUGAAUGUAUAUUUGUUACACAGAAGAAAAUACGCCUACAAUGCAUACUAACAUAUGAAAAGUACAUGAUGUUUCUUAAAAAAGGAAAAAAUAUCAAAUAUUGUCGUUCUUUUCUCUUUGAA
Molecule: messenger RNA, 1341 nt
Organism: Helianthus annuus (common sunflower)
Lineage: Eukaryota; Viridiplantae; Streptophyta; Magnoliopsida; Asterales; Asteraceae
Exons: 2
Coding region: 81-1031 (316 amino acids)
Molecular function (GO): acyltransferase activity, transferring groups other than amino-acyl groups
Source: RefSeq, a predicted model, not a curated record